CCCACGUUAAAAUCUGACAAAUAGGAAUAAAUAGCUGCUCAGUUAAAAUCUGAAUAAAUAGGAAUAAAUACUUGCCCAUGUUAAAAUCUGACAUAAAUAAGAAUAAAUAGCGGAUUAAAAGUCUGAACAGAGAAUAACGUCGCUGCCCCUUUAAGGAACCAGCGUCACAGACGCGACGCCUGGGUGACGCUGCGGUGCACAAACCAGAGGGAGAGAGCAGAGGAGGAAUCGGAGGAAAAGAGCAGUUGAUUGAUUAACGGAAAAAAAAAGUUAAUAUUAUAGUUAAGAAGACAUAAUUUACCUGGUCGGAAACUGACUGGGAUUUUAUGAGAACUGAGUUACAUCGGUUUUGGUCAGGUUUUUUGUUCGGUUGGAAGCUCGGUCGGAGCGAAGAUUGGUCUGCCGUGUGCGACGUCCACAUUCACAGACGGGAUUCAAGAUGGCGAGCCAGACCUAGACCUUCAAUUCAUCUUUUCCAUCAUAUCAGGGAAGGACUCUCCUGCGUAUGAUAAUUCGCUGCCGGAGCGCUCCUUUCAACAAUGAGCGGUCAGACCAGAGGUGGAGAGGCUGGCCCGCCGUCCCGGUCCAAUCAGAGGGCGUUUUUGGAUGACAUCAUUUUAACCUUCAGUUCGCCCAUGGCCUGGCUGCUGGUUGUGGCCCUGGUCCUCACAUGGUCGGGUGUGGCCAUCGUACUGUUUGAUCUGCUUGAUUAUAAGACCCUAGCAGACUACACAUCAUACUGUGACGACCCCGUGUGUUUAUCACCUGACAAUGUCAGAGACAGAAGACCAGGGCUCCCUCCUCCUUCUGCCAUCGCAAAGAGAGGCUUGAAGGCUCGAGCUGCUCUUCGUUCACUAAAGCCAAGCCCGGCUGGAGUUCACAGUGACAUCACGCCCCAGGAGAGCGACGACUGGCUGGAGAUGAUUUGGUCCUUCGCAGCAAGUUUGGUGGCUCCUGAUGAGGAAGAGGAAGGUAUUCAUCAGCUUACUGAAACCUUCACAUCUCUCGGUUCAGAAGAACUCUGAGGGAGAGGAGGUGGGAAAGCACUGGGCAACGAUAAGCAUCCAAAAAGGGAGAUGUGAGGAACUGGAAGGAGGUGGAGGAGAAUCAUACACAUCAUAGCAUCAGAAAUUGUAUUCUCUGACUAUCCUUAGCUGUCAUCUGAUCAUUAAAAAAAUAUUACUUUAAAA
This is a messenger RNA of Xiphophorus hellerii (green swordtail), 1190 nucleotides long. Its product is annotated as triadin. The transcript is spliced from 8 exons. Lineage: Eukaryota; Metazoa; Chordata; Actinopteri; Cyprinodontiformes; Poeciliidae. The record is from RefSeq and is a predicted model, not a curated record. Gene Ontology annotation, cellular component: membrane; sarcoplasmic reticulum. Bases 540 to 1025 code for a protein of 161 amino acids. Gene Ontology annotation, molecular function: signaling receptor binding.